AUAGAAUAGGUAACAAGUAAAGAAGGAAACAAGGAGAAAUGCAGAAAAGGAAAUCUUCCUGAAAUGCAAACAAAUCAUCUCCAUUUCCCUAAACCCCAACCCAAAGCCUAAAGCCACAUCUUCUUUCUAUUUCUCAUUCAUUUCUAAAUAAAUAUAAACACUCUUCUCCUCUCCCCAUCAUGUAAUUCAUCGUCUCUUCUCUUCCUCUCACUAAAUUUUCCUUUUUCUUCUCUUCAAUUCAAAAAUGGAGGAGGAAUUGCAGAAGCGUAACACUGAUUGCGUCUAUUUCUUGGCCUCUCCUCUCACAUGCAAGAAGGGAAUGGAUUGUGAGUACCGGCACAAUGAAAUUGCAAGGCUUAACCCUAGAGAUUGCUGGUACUGGUUGGCUGGAAACUGUCUUAAUCCAACCUGUGGUUUUAGACAUCCUCCAUUAGAAAAGCAUGCUGAAGCACCAUCAGAAUCUGCAUCAUCAUCUCCACCUGCAAAAAAAACCAAUGUCCCUUGUUAUUUUUAUUAUAGCGGUUUCUGCAAUAAAGGUGACAGAUGCUCUUUUAUGCAUGACCCUGAUGCCAGUACACCUACUGGGAAAUCUGUCAAUACCUUACUGGCAAAGGAGGGCACUCCCUUGGAUAACAAGACAUCCGUAGGAAAUGAUAUUGUGUCUGCACCAACUGAAGCACAUGCUAAUCCAUCUGAAACAGCUCCUAAGGCAGUAAUGGGUUUGAAGUUGCAGCCUAAAGAGGAUGUUCAGCUUCCAGCUCCCAAAAAUGCUGUAGUGGAAAGUUCCUUUCCAGAGAUUGCUGUGACACACUGUGAAGAAGCUGUUAGUUUUAAGUCAGAUUUCUUGCUUCAAGCAAACAGCUUUAUUAGAAGCAGAUCUCACAUUAGCACAGAUCAGAGUUCAGAAGAGCAAGUGGAUGACCAUGUUGAACCAGAGGAGCGGUGGGAAUCAUCCCCUGGUUUUGAUGUUCUUGUGGAUGACAAAUCAGAAAAUUUGGGUUACAAGGAUGAUCAGGAAUAUUUACUGGCCCUUGACAGGGAACACAGGGAGCUAAAUAACCAUUUCCUGGGGUAUCAAUUUGAUGACCUAGAGUAUGACCUGACAUACUGUGAUGCAGAUGCUAUGUAUAAUCAAGAGAUUUAUGAUUCUUUUGAUUGUACGGAUAAUGUGCACCUCAUUGAUGAUGUUGGAAACUGCUCUGGCUGCUCAAGUGGUCAAAUGUUGGAUUCUCCAUUGCUCCGGAAGAGAAAACUCUUGCCAAUGGAACUGCCAAUCAAUGGCCAGAGAGUUGUGGAUCUUCGAGACUGCUUGAGGAAACGCAGGGUAAUUGAUGGCCAUCCAGUGAUUCGACCAUCAAGAAGGCAUGACUCUUCUCGUCUGCAUGAUCGAAGUCGGGAAAGGCCUCGAAGACCUAGUUUGAGUCAGCGGCUGCAUGGAAGGCUGGCAUCAGAGGUGGGAAAGAAUACUAUUGGGUCACUUGGAGAUAAUGGAAUUAUGUUAAAUGGUACUAACCCGCGUGGCUGGCAUAGGCACUCACGGUUGAGCAAGUCCAGAUUGCGAAACAAGGAAAACAAGCUGGCUAAAAGGCAGUUUCUUUCAUCUGAAAUGCCAAGUAAACCGGUUCCCAGGGAGAGGAAAUAUACUCAGUCAUCCGCUGAGUUUACUGGACCGAAGUCCCUUGCUCAGAUUAAAGAAGAGAAGAAAAAAGCUGAAGAAAAUGGAGAAUACACCGGAAAAACUGGUUAUUCAAGCAGAAUGGUGUCAGCUGACUUUGAGGGUCCUAAACCUCUGAGUGAAAUCCUCAAAUACAAGAGGAAGAUGGGUAUUGUGGAAGGGUUUGAUAGUAUCACAGAUGACUAUGAGGUGAUGCCAUGCAGGCUGAAAAGAACCAAGAAUAUUUAGUACAAGUACUAAUUUUGUACAAGAUAAUGAAGAUAAAAAUCUAGUUGGACAGAAUGUUACAGCAUAUUCCCAAUACUUGAAUGGCUUGGAUCCUGCUACAUAGCAUCGUUGGAUGAAGAAAUAAUUUUUUUUUUCAAUGGAUUGGAUCAUGCUAUGGACCAUCAAUGGAUGAAGAAUAUUUUUUUCAUUCCCGUUGCUAGAAGACAUUGAGAUGAAGCUUUAUGGCCACCUAAUUAGGAUCGUUUUCAUGAUCUCUACCAAUAUGCUGGUUACUGAACACAAAUAUUAACCUUGAGCAUGCUGGUUUCUACUCGUACAUUUUGAAUAAUUUGAUUACUUCAUCAUCGAUUAUGGGCUUGUCCCCAUCUUUUGUAUAGAGCUGCCCAUAAAAUACUUGAUCAGUGAAUUGGCACUGAAAAUUCCAUCAUCCUGCUUUUUUUUGUUAUGUGUCAAUUAAACUUUGAAUAUCAAUUCAUUUUAUGGCCCUACUCCUUUGGCUUC
Hevea brasiliensis (rubber tree) is the source of this 2404-nucleotide messenger RNA. Its product is annotated as zinc finger CCCH domain-containing protein 34. NCBI's taxonomy places the organism in Eukaryota, Viridiplantae, Streptophyta, Magnoliopsida, Malpighiales, Euphorbiaceae. The coding region runs from base 245 to 1903 and encodes 552 amino acids. The record is from RefSeq and is a predicted model, not a curated record. The transcript is spliced from 3 exons. Gene Ontology annotation, molecular function: metal ion binding.